Molecule: messenger RNA, 1229 nt
Organism: Leucoraja erinaceus (little skate)
Lineage: Eukaryota; Metazoa; Chordata; Chondrichthyes; Rajiformes; Rajidae
Gene: ctsz
Product: cathepsin Z
Exons: 6
Coding region: 177-1052 (291 amino acids)
Cellular component (GO): lysosome
Molecular function (GO): cysteine-type endopeptidase activity
Source: RefSeq, a predicted model, not a curated record
ACAACUGACUCAGACUCCACUGGGACUGGACGUCCUCACGUGAGCUGAAGGGACGACCCGGGUGAAACAUUUCCUCUAACCCGGCUCCACCUCCACGCCAUCGGCGAGCGCUCGCUGUCGCUAUAAGAUCUUUGGUAGCAACCACUGCGGUUCAGUCGGUCAGACAGACUGGGGCCAUGCUUCGCUGGCUGCUCGCUCUCUGCCUCCUGGGCUGCGUCUCGCCAUCCCGCCACCUCAGGCAGCCCUGCCACAAGCCGGGCAAGCGGACACCAGGGGUGAGAUCUUACCCUCGGCCUCAUGAACACCUGCCUGUCACUGCACUACCAAAGGCCUGGGACUGGCGUAACGUCAAUGGCAAAAACUUUGUCAGUACCACCAGAAACCAGCACAUUCCACAAUACUGUGGCUCUUGCUGGGCUCACGGGAGCACCAGUGCCAUGGCAGAUAGGAUUAAUAUAAAGCGCAAAGGUGCCUGGCCAUCAGCUUACCUGUCGGUGCAGAAUGUCAUCGACUGUGCCAACGCUGGGUCCUGUGAGGGUGGCGAUCACUAUGGGGUGUGGGAAUACGCCAACACGCACGGAAUUCCAGAUGAGACCUGCAAUAAUUACCAGGCCAAGGACCAAGGCUGCUUGCUAUUUAACCAGUGCGGCACUUGUACAACUUUUGGAGCUUGCCAUAUAAUCAAGAAUUACACAAUGUGGAAGGUGGGCGACUAUGGCAGUGUCAAUGGCCGAGAGAAGAUGAUGGCAGAGAUCUAUGCCAAUGGUCCAAUCAGCUGUGGCAUUAUGGCUACGGAAAAGCUGGACGCCUACACCGGGGGAGUGUACACUGAGUUCCACUUGCAGUCAAGCAUAAACCACAUUGUGUCGGUGGCAGGCUGGGAUGUGGACGAGGAUGGAACUGAAUACUGGAUUGUGCGUAAUUCCUGGGGUGCACCGUGGGGGGAGAGCGGUUGGCUGCGGAUUGUCACCAGCACCUACAAAGAAGGAAAAGGAAACUUGUACAACCUGGCAAUAGAAGAGGACUGUGCCUAUGGAGAUGCUAUUUUGUAGCAGAGUGGGUUUGGCAUGGUACAAACUGCAAAUCGACUACUCUACUGCUUUUAAAUAUAUAUUUUUACAGUCAUUAUCAAAUGUGGUGUAUAGAUAAUUUUCCAAGCUGUGCUAGUACUAUGCAAGCUGCAUUGAGUGCAGAGUGAUUUUUAAAUAAUAAAGAUGAAACAGUACAAA